AUGGAGUGGCUCAAUUUGGUGGAUUCCAGGAAACUGCUGCGUUUUUUCCGCGGGAAUCAAACAGAGCUAUCUCGUGUGGAGAACUCUGACUUGUUCCUGGGCAAGUUGCGCGACUGCGAGCUCAUCCCGCAGCACAAAUAUGAGGAAGUGAGGCGCACACGGAAAGAAGCACGCAGGAACAAGGCCAUGUACGAGCUUCUGGAGUGGUUUGUGAAGGAGACGCCUGAGAACAUCAAGCUGUUCUGGAGAUGUGUAUUCCAGCAGCCCCUCCUGGAGCAGUGCCCCACCCUGAGGAGGCUGCACGGCAGGCUGAGCAGUGCAAAGCUGAGCCUUGUCUCCGUUUCUGAGCUUCUCUGGAAUUUGAGACAUCAAGUCUUCUGUCACUUCUGCAGCACGAUGAAGACCCGGGGACCCUCGACACGCUCCGUAUAUCUGAGCCUGGCCUUCGUGUCCCUCCUCCUCCACCUGCUUCUGGCCCUCUUCUGUCUGUCUGUCCUGCAGACGGCGUGUGUCCCCUGCGCACCUCCCUCGCUCCCCUCCUCCGCCAAAGACUGUCCUCGACAGUGGUCACCUAAAGAGCCGGCAGACCGCCGCUGUGAGGACUCUCUCGGGGGACCCAGGUUCCCGGCUCAGGAGGAAGACCGGCGGCAUGACAGCGCUGCGGAAGCCAGGAAGCUGAUGAGUGCUGAGGAAGUCGGCGCAGUCGCGAAAGGUGGCUCCAAGCUGGAGGCGCUUUUUCAGCACCCACUUUACAACCUGCCACUGCCCGAGCUGCAGGAAGACGAUUGGCUGAUGAGGCUGAAGUCUGAGGAGGAGGACUCCAGUGAGGAAGAGGAUGACACCAAUGAGAGGACAGCCUCUAGUGAGGAGCAGGGCUAUUACAAGCUGGACUGGACCUCGGACGUGAACACACACCCGCCCUGGCUGCGCUUCCACCUCAACAUCAACCGUUGGCGGCUGUACGACCGAAGUGACGCCAACAUCGCCCAGCUGUCGCACCACUUGGCGACAGAGAGGAUCAUCGGAGCAGUGCAGAUGUCCGGCGGCACACAGCUCAAGCUCAUCCUUUCCUUCCCCAACCGUGGCCGAGCUCUUCUCAAACCCAUGAAACAAACCCGAGAAACUGAGACGGAUUCCAACCUCUUCUACUUCUCUGACUUCGAGCGACACAACGCAGAGAUCUCUGCCUUCCACCUGGACAGGGUGCUAGGCUUCAAUAGGAUCCCUCCUGUCAUCGGACGACUCAUCAACGUCACCGCUGACGUCAGAGAGAUCACCACGGACCGCACACUCGCGAAAACCUUCUUCUCUUCUCCGGCGGGGAACGUUUGCUUCUACGGCUCCUGUGACUACUACUGCUCCACCGAGCACCCGGUCUGCGGUCGGCCCCACGCGCUGGAGGUCUCCGUGGCCGUGAUGUUGCCCGACACCAAGAUCGCACCACGAAGAUCCUGGAGGUCUCCAUGGAAACGCUCGUACAGCCGCUCAAAGAUAGCCACGUGGGAGACAGACCCUGACUACUGCGACCAGGUGAAACAGACACCUCCAUACAACAGCGGUACCAGGCUCGUGGACCUGAUGGACAUGGUGAUCCUGGACUUCCUCAUGAGCAACAUGGAUCGACAUCACUACGAGACCUUCGAAAGCUUUGGAAACGAGACUUUUCUUCUACACCUGGAUAACGGACGAGCAUUCGGGCGUCACUCCCGAGAUGAGCCGUCCAUCCUGGCUCCUCUGCAGCAGUGUUGCAGGAUUCGCCAGUCCACCCUCCUGCGCCUCAAACUUCUGGCCCAUCCCACUUUCCACUUGAGUGACGUCAUGAGGGAGUCGCUGGCUCAGGAUCCUCUCACAGCCAUCGCACCCCUUCUCACCGAACCGCACCUUUCAGCGUUGGACCGUCGCCUAGCAACCGUGCUGCAGGUGGUGAAGACCUGCCAGGAGCAUCAUCAAGAUGUCACAUUUGAUGACUUGGACAGUGACACCAAGGGAAAGGAAAACAAUGAUAGGUCUUGAUGGGACUGAUCCAGUCAGUUUCAGGUGUGUUCCAGGUGUGGGGCCUCAAGAGAA
Synchiropus splendidus (mandarinfish) is the source of this 2067-nucleotide messenger RNA. It is a transcript of the gene fam20cl, whose product is annotated as family with sequence similarity 20 member C, like. The record is from RefSeq and is a predicted model, not a curated record. The transcript is spliced from 13 exons. Lineage: Eukaryota; Metazoa; Chordata; Actinopteri; Syngnathiformes; Callionymidae. The coding region runs from base 1 to 2013 and encodes 670 amino acids. Gene Ontology annotation, cellular component: nucleus; Golgi apparatus. Gene Ontology annotation, molecular function: phosphotransferase activity, alcohol group as acceptor. Gene Ontology annotation, biological process: protein phosphorylation.